AUGGAUCCGCAUGACAAGAUGAGAAGCAGAGAUGUGAAUAAGGUGGCUCGAGGAGAGCAGGCUCCUCGGCCUGCUCAUGAGUACGGCUCCAUCAGAUCAGCUCCUCCUAAACCGACACCGACUUUGCCGCUGUGUAUCAAGGACAAGGGCGAUGGCACACCUCAAUGUGUGAGGUUUGAGAAAAAUUAUAAGAUUUUGUGCCCUCUUGAGUGGAUCUUACAAUUUCUUGAUGAAUUGCAGAUUGAGAGGUGGGAUGAAGAUCAAAAGCGUGGAGUGUUAGUGAUAGAGUAA
This is a messenger RNA of Rosa chinensis, 291 nucleotides long. RefSeq names its product putative cytochrome c oxidase subunit 6b-like. The transcript is spliced from 3 exons. The record is from RefSeq and is a predicted model, not a curated record. Gene Ontology annotation, cellular component: respiratory chain complex IV; mitochondrion. Lineage: Eukaryota; Viridiplantae; Streptophyta; Magnoliopsida; Rosales; Rosaceae. The coding region runs from base 1 to 291 and encodes 96 amino acids.